AUGUCACUUCGGCGCCACGUGAUUACUCGGAGCAUUUCAGUCCACAACCGCUUUAUUUCUUCCAGUGGAGAACAAAAAACUGGAGGGUCGCGGGGUGGUUUCUUUUCGGUUCUUCGCUACGGACCUCGCAAUCGAGCUGAACUAUUCGGUCUCUGCCUCGGUUGUGCCAUGUGCCCUUUAUCGAUUUAUUUGAUUAACUGGUGUGAAGGCUGCAGCAACAGGAAUAACAACACGCAACCGGAGUUGGUACUCGGUAAUGAAACAUUUGUAACUCAUGGGGUUGCAGCUCCCGACAAGGGAUCCAAAUAUCCUCUGGGAGGACCCUUUAGAUUGCGCGAGAGCCGUACGGGAAAUUAUAUCACCGAUAAGGAACUCUUUCAGGAUCAUUGGACGCUAUUAUACUUCGGCUUCUCCAAGUGUGCGGAGGUGUGUCCAUCUACGUUGCGUUUUAUUACAGAUGUCAUGAAGGCAUGUGAUGAGAAACUGGCGGGUGACAAAAACUUAUCGACAGAGGCUGCGAGGUUGCAGGCGGUGUUUCUUAGCGUUGAUUCACGGCGUGACACGCCUGAGGUUCUUGAAGGGUUUGUUUCAAAAUACGACCCUCGAGUCCGAGGACUUACCGGAACCUCAAAGGAGAUUGAGCAGGCGGCGAGGGCGUGGCGUGUGUAUUAUUCAUCAAUUGACGAAACGGAUGAAGAAAAAUCGGCGCGUGAGGCGAAGGGAGUGCCGAUGGUGGGCGCCGAUGAUGAUACGUACCAACUGGAUCACAGUAGUGCAAUAUAUCUUGUUGGAGUGGAUGGAAAGUUGAAAGAUUUCUUUUUCAAGGAAAUGGGCGUUGCCGAUGCCGUUGGAAGGUUGGAGGUGCAUCUUCAAGAUGUCUAUGGAUUUAAGGACACACGCGGUUGA
Trypanosoma brucei brucei TREU927 is the source of this 906-nucleotide messenger RNA. Its product is annotated as cytochrome c oxidase assembly factor; electron transport protein SCO1/2. The transcript has a single exon. Bases 1 to 906 code for a protein of 301 amino acids. The record is from RefSeq and is a predicted model, not a curated record. Gene Ontology annotation, biological process: mitochondrial respiratory chain complex IV assembly. NCBI's taxonomy places the organism in Eukaryota, Euglenozoa, Kinetoplastea, Trypanosomatida, Trypanosomatidae.